This is a messenger RNA of Sodiomyces alkalinus F11, 1059 nucleotides long. Its product is annotated as transcription initiation factor IIB. Gene Ontology annotation, biological process: transcription preinitiation complex assembly; transcription initiation at RNA polymerase II promoter. Gene Ontology annotation, cellular component: transcription preinitiation complex; nucleus. The transcript has a single exon. Bases 1 to 1059 code for a protein of 352 amino acids. The record is from RefSeq and is a predicted model, not a curated record. Lineage: Eukaryota; Fungi; Ascomycota; Sordariomycetes; Glomerellales; Plectosphaerellaceae. Gene Ontology annotation, molecular function: TBP-class protein binding; RNA polymerase II general transcription initiation factor activity.
AUGUUGCCACCGAAUGGAGGACCGGUUCUAGAUGACCGCGGCAAUCCACUGCCCGACUUCAAGCAAGACCUCAACGUAAUCGUCGAAUGUCCCGACUGCCGCGAACAGCCCCCCAACCUCGUGGAGGAGUUUUCCUCCGGUGACAUGGUUUGCGGCUCGUGCGGUCUCGUCGUCGGCGAACGCAUCAUCGAUACUCGCUCUGAGUGGCGCACCUUCGCUAAUGACGACCAAGGCAACGACGACCCUUCUCGUGUCGGUGACGCCGGGAAUCCCCUGCUGGACGGUGCCCAGCUCGAGACGAGCAUCGCGUUCUCCGAGGGAAGAGACCACAAGAACCUUGCGCGGAUCCAGAACAAGUCGCAAACCGACAAGAACACCAAGGCCAUCAGCCAAGCGUUCCGGGACAUCAGCGCCUUCUGCGACAGUAUCAAUUUGGGAAAGAACGUGGCCGACGGCGCGAAGCACAUCUUCAAGCUGUGCCAUGACAACGGCUUCAUGAAAGGAAAGCCUCAGGACGUCCUGAUUGCGGGGUGCAUCUUCAUCGCCUGCCGCCAGGCGGGUGUAGGUCGUACGUUCCGCGAGAUCUUUCAGGUCACCAACGUCAGCAAGAAGGAAAUCGGCCGCGUCUUCAAACAGCUCGAGGCGUUCCUUCAGAAGGUGAAGGAGCAGAACCCCGGCGGUAACGUCAUCCAAGACCUCAGCGGGUACAAGUCGUCGACGUCCACCAACGCGGAAGACCUGUGUACCCGCUUCACGUCACAACUCGCCUUCCGCAACUCGCAGAAGAUUGAGAACAUUUCUCGCGCUCUGGCCCGGAAGACGACCAGCGUGUCCGAGUUGGCUGGUCGCUCUCCGCUUUCGGUGGCGGCCGCCUGCAUCUACAUGGCGUCGAAUCUGAUGGGCGAGCCCAAGACGUCGAAGGACAUUGCUGGUGUUGCUGGUGUCAGUGACGGCACUAUCAAGACGGCGUACAAGUUUCUGUAUCACGCCCGAGAGCGGCUGAUUGAGAAGGAAUGGGGCGCUACCCAGACAGCGAUCGAUGGUCUUCCAGCGAACUAG